AUUGGAAGAAUAUCAAAAGUUAUUUCUUUUUGUGUUGACUAUCUAUAUGACAUUUAAACACCGGUCUCUCAGAAUCACCAGAAAAAUUUUCGCUUUCUUUUUUCACUUUUCUCACUCUUUUCUUUUUGUCUUAUUAUUCCGUGAUAUGCAAACCUUACUAUGAAAAGAAUCGUAUCACCUUCGUUAUACGUUGUUAAUACGAAAUAUACUACUACAACUACUAUUAUUCACUUACAAUCUAUACGUACUUUUCAUUAUGGGAAAACUUUAUACAAAUCAAUAGAUCAAAUAAAGACCAAUCCAGCUCAUGUUCAAUUAUUAUCACCUGAUUUACAUAAACAAAUAUUCACACCUUAUUCAAGUCAAUCAAAAACAACAAAUUCUCAAUUCAAAAAAAGGGAAGAACUUUCUAAACAACAUUUGAUAUUACAAGACAUUUGGGGAAAGAAAUCUGAUACUGUGAAUCCAAUUAAUAUCAAACUUCCUACUCUUUAUGGUGAUAAUAUUGAAGAACACUUUAUGCGUAUUGGUUUAGAACAAUCUACAUCUAUCUUGGAAAAAUCUGAACGAUUAGCUCAACUGGAUCUUCCUCCCUUACCUACAAAAAGUAAAUGGCGACCCCAACCUGGCUGGACAAGAUACGAUGGUGAAACUGGACUUAUUACAACGGUGGAUUUUCCAAAGGAUGAAGCAUUGGUAUUUGAUGUAGAAGUUCUUGUUAGUGAUGGUCAUUAUCCUAUGAUGGCAGUCGCAGCUUCUCCUCAAGCAUGGUACUCUUGGACUUCUCCUUAUGUAUUCUCUGGAAAGGCAAAGGAUAAACAAGUAUUGAUACCCAUGGGAAAAUUAGAUAAACCUGAAAGACUUUUAGUAGGACACAAUGUUGGUUACGAUCGUGCUAGGAUUGCAGAAGAAUAUGAUCGAUUGGGUUCUGGUAUCAAGUAUUUGGACACAAUGAGUCUUCAUAUUGCUGUUGCUGGUUUAUGCUCUCAACAAAGACCAGCUUGGAAUUCUAUAUUGAAGAAAAAACAAGAAAAUGGCAUAUCAUCUUCAUCAUCGUCAUCAUCAUUAUCAUUAUCAUCAUCAAUACCCUCUUCUAUUCAUGAUCAUCCUAUAGAAUCUUCAACUGGACAAACAAGCUUUUUUGAUGUCAGUACUCACAAUAAUCUCAAAGAUGUGGCGAAAUUUCAUUGUGGUUUGGACAUGGACAAGUCACAACGUUCCUUUUUUGUCAAUGGAACUCUACAAGAUAUUCAAGAAAACUUCAAUGAACUUAUGACAUAUUGUGCUCAAGAUGUACUCAUGACUCACAAAGUCUAUCAAGUCGUAUUACCAAAAUUUCGUGAUAAUUGUCCUCAUCCUGUCUCUUUUGCUGGUAUGAUUCAAAUGGGCAGUUCUUUCUUGACAGUAACAGAAAAAUGGGAACGAUAUUUGGAAAAAUCUGUGGAGAAACACAAGGAAUUGGAUGAUAUGUUGGAUGUCAAAUUGCGAUUAUUGGCAGAUCAAGCUCAUGAACUAGUCAACACUCCCGAAAAAUGGCAAGCUGAUCCUUGGCUAAGUCAGUUAGAUUGGUUCGUCAACCCUCGACAACGAAAGCUCAAAGGUUCUCCCAAAUGGUACAAGGAUGCAUACGAUACCAAAUCUGGAAAGCUCAAAAUUACCACACGAUCAAGGGUAGCACCUUUACUUCUUCGACUCAAAUGGAAUGGAUAUCCUCUACAUUAUCUCCCAAGGUAUGGUUGGUGCUAUAAGGUGAAUCAUGAUCAAGUCAUUGCAAAUAAUAAUAAUAAUAAUAAUAACAAUAAUAAUGAAGGUAACAAGAAAAAGGAGGUGUUCCAGGAUGACAAUUACUAUUACUUCAAAGUACCUCACAAAGAUGGUGAAGAUGCAAACUGCGGUAAUCCUUUGGCUAAGAACUACAUUGAUGCUUAUGAAGACAACACUCUUUCUUCUGAAUACGACGCUGCAAAAGAAGCAUUAGAAUUGAACGCAAAAUCAGCCUAUUGGAUCAGUUCUCGUGAACGAAUUCUUGGACAAUUUGUAGUAUGGGAUGAUAAUCCAACAGUCAAUUUGAACAUGCCCAAAAAACAUCGACAAACUUCCAACAACAAUAAUGGUAACAAAAAGUAUGGUAUGAUCUUACCUCAAAUGGUUUCUAUGGGAACAGUGACUCGACGUGCAGUGGAACGAACAUGGUUAACAGCAAGUAAUGCCAAAGCAAAUCGAAUUGGGUCUGAAUUGAAAUCAAUGAUCCAAGCUCCUGAUGGAUACAAGAUUGUGGGCGCAGAUGUGGAUUCUGAAGAACUUUGGAUCUCUAGUGUGAUUGGUGAUGCACAGUUUGGAUUUCACGGAGCAACAGCAUUAGGAUGGAUGACACUACAAGGGACAAAAUCUGAAGGCACUGAUCUCCAUUCAAAGACAGCAUCUAUUUUAGGUAUCAGUCGCAACAAGGCAAAGAUAUUCAACUAUGCUCGAAUCUAUGGAGCUGGAGUGAAAUAUGCCACCAGUCUAUUACAACAAUACAGUCAAGGGAUGGAUUUGGAAACCGCUAAAGCAAGAGCAAUGGAUCUUUAUUCAAGUACCAAAGGUGAAAAGGAACAUCGCAAACGGAAUCCUUUUAAGCGACUCUUUUGGCAUGGUGGAUCGGAAAGUUAUAUGUUCAACGCAUUAGAAGAUAUUGCUCUCUCGGACGAUCCCAGGACACCCGUCCUUGGCUGUGCUGUGACGGAUGCUCUCAAACCAAAAUAUACAAAGGACAAGUUCUCUACAUCAAGAAUCAAUUGGGUUGUACAAAGUUCUGGUGUCGAUUAUCUACAUAUGCUUUUGGUCUCUAUGGCUCAUUUGAUUGAACGGUACAAUAUUGAUGCUCGAUUUAUGCUUUCUGUCCAUGAUGAAGUCCGGUAUCUCUCUUCUGACAAGGAUCAACAUCGAACCGCACUUGCUCUUCAAGUAGCCAAUUUAUGGACACGUGCUCUAUUUAGCUACAAACUAGGUAUUCACAAUCUUCCUCAGAGUGUUGCUUUUUUCUCGGCGGUUGAUUUAGAUCAUGUAUUACGCAAGGAACCUACUAUGACAUGUACGACACCUUCUCAUGAAGAAGCCAUUGAAGAAGGUGUGUGUGAAGGAAUUUUAGAAACGAUGGCGAUUUUAGAAAAAGAUACAGGACUGAAUGGACAAACUCAUUGUUUAUUGGGCAAGGGUAAAACGACGGCUGGUAAGACCCUAGCAUCGACGACGGUGAAGCAAGCUUUGCAGCAUAUGAAAGAUCUUCAGAAUGGUGGGCGUGAAUCAUCUCCUUAUAGUGAUGAUGCUUUUUUGGUGGCUCAAAUGCACAAAGAUUAUCGUGACAAAUUGGAACCUUGGAUUGAUGGUGGCAAGGCAACAGAAGAGAAGGUAAUACGCAAAUCAUCAUCAUCAUCAUCAUCAUCGUCAUCAUCAUCAUCAUCAUCAUCAUCAGUUUCACCGACGUCUGCAUCAUCAAAUAAUACAUCAGCAUCAAAAGCAUCUAUAGAUUACGUUUCGACAUUUGAAAGAAUGGAUUGGCAUGAUAGUCAACAACAACAGCAUCAAGUUCCUCUUACAUUACCCAGCAUCAGGAAAAAACGAAUACGGAAAAAUACCAAUCAUUUUGACUCUAGCAAAGUAGUGUAUCUAUGAUCUUUUAUUUAUUUAUUUGUUGUAUAGUCAUUUUUGUUUUUUUUUUAUUUUAAUGAACUUUCAUACCUUUUGCAUACUUAACAUUUAUUUGAU
This is a messenger RNA of Halteromyces radiatus, 3747 nucleotides long. RefSeq names its product DNA polymerase family A-domain-containing protein. Gene Ontology annotation, cellular component: gamma DNA polymerase complex; mitochondrion. Gene Ontology annotation, molecular function: DNA binding; DNA-directed DNA polymerase activity; 3'-5' exonuclease activity. Bases 160 to 3654 code for a protein of 1164 amino acids. The transcript has 3 exons. Lineage: Eukaryota; Fungi; Mucoromycota; Mucoromycetes; Mucorales; Cunninghamellaceae. The record is from RefSeq and is a predicted model, not a curated record. Gene Ontology annotation, biological process: mitochondrial DNA replication.